Messenger RNA from Ceratosolen solmsi marchali, 369 nucleotides. Lineage: Eukaryota; Metazoa; Arthropoda; Insecta; Hymenoptera; Agaonidae. The record is from RefSeq and is a predicted model, not a curated record.
AUGACUGAACAUAAAUUAAUUGAUUGUAUUGAAGUAUGUCAAGAGAUUUUAAUAUAUCAGAACAACGAUGAUCCGGAUGUUGGCGCGUCGAAUUAUCGGGUUAUGUGGGAAUGCAUCAUGAAUUGCCAUCGAGAGGCUACAUGUGGUGGAAAUGAACUAGGAAGUAAAGAAGCUUGCAUCAGUCAUUGUGAUGGGAGUUUGUAUUCGAUUUACCAGUUGCUGCGGAAGGACUUAUUGAGGAUUGCAAAAUUGCAUGUACUUUUCUCUUCCGACGUAAUGUUACGACGGCUAGGAAUCCUGGGAGAAGGAGAGGUCAUCGUGGAUAAUCUUCCAAUCCGAGAUUCUGCAGAAAUCAAAAUAAGAAUAUGA